UUCUCAGUUUUGAGUUUCAGUCUAAUCAAAGAUGGCUGCUGUUCGCUGGCGGGAAGUAAGGAGAUUGCUGUUUUGGGGGAACAGUUCUUUACGACCCAAAUAAUGAAGCUUUUUUGUAAUACCAUGAUUGAAAAGAUGAGGAAAUGAAAGGCCUAAUGACUGGUAGUUCGAAGGCUUCUGAUGAAGAUGAAGAAACCGUUCGAGAACUGGUUAAACCAGCUAAAAAAUCUAGAUCACCUCGCAAUACAAAGGGCAACAAUCAAAUAAAGGAGCUGUGCACUUCCAAUGGCAUCAACUAUGAAAAACUUCAAAAGGGAUCUGCAAAAGCUGUUAAAAAGCUGGAGAUGUUUUUCUCUGGUUUCCCCAAAAUAUGUGGAAUGGAACUCUUUCCAGUCCUGCAAAGCCUUUGUCUUAUUGGUCAAGAGAUAGAAGUAUUAGAAAACCUUGAAACCCUAAUAAACCUGACAGAACUGUUUGUGUGUGAAUGUGCUGUUAAGAAAAUUACAGGCCUAGAAAAAUGUGUGAACCUGAAGAAGCUAUUCCUUUAUGAUAAUGAAAUUCCCAGAAUCGAGAAUCUUUCCAACUUGACUAAGCUCACAACACUGUGGCUAAAUAACAACAAUAUAACUGCAAUAGAGGGACUGGAGAAUUUAACACUGCUUACUAACUUAAACCUAGCAAGCAACAGAAUAUCUGCUAUUGGAAAUUCCCUUAUUCACAAUACCAGCCUUGAAACCUUUGAUUUAUCUGCAAAUAACCUAGGUUCUUUUAAGGAUUUGACGAACCUGACCAAAUUGAAAAACCUUACUUCACUGAGCCUAAAGAACCCAGUUUAUGGUCCUAACCCAGUGUCAUUACUAUGUAACUAUUCAACACACUUGUUGUUUCACUUGCCGAAUCUCAAGCGCUUGGAUACUUAUGAUGUGGAGUCUAAACAACUGAAGGAAUUGGCUAAGACGACGGUGAUGAAGAAGAAGAUGUAUUACAACAUGAGAAUCAAAACCUUACAAAGAAACACAGCAGAUCUACAGCAUAAACUGACCAACGAAAAAUACAAUCUUCAGAUGUUUGCAAACACCAGAAUACGAGCACUGUACUCAUGCAUUAAAGAAAUUGAAAGAGAGCAAGAAGAAACCCAUUUAGCUCCUCCAAAAGAGCUCAGAAAUCAGAGCUCUGAUGAAGAAGGUGAAAAAGAAAAGACUAAAGAGGAAGACAAUCCAGAUGAACUAACUAAAAAAUUUGAAAUAAAAAAGGAAGCCUUAAAAACAAGAAUAAAAAAAUGGGACAAACAGUGUCAAGAAAUUGAGAGCUCCUACAGGGAAAGUUGGGAGCAAGUACAGCUGGUGUCUGACAUGACCAUUCAGAGGUUGUUAGUAGAACUAGACACUGGUGGGAAUGUAAGGUUUGAAGAUGGCAAACCCACUGAUAUAUGGUACAAGUCAUGUCAUGAUCUUGUAACAUCUCGGUUCUGUGCAGGAGAUUACCUGAACUAUGGUGUUACAGGAAUAAAGGUUCAUCGCAUCACACGAGUACAUAACAGAAUCUUGCGUGCUCGGUUCGAUGAGGUACUCUACCAGACACUGGCAAAGAGCCAUAUCGUUGAGAUAACCAAGGGAAGAUCUCAUAAGAAACUGCUCGAGUAUCUGUUCUUCAUGUGGAAUCCUGAUGCAUUUGACGAAGCAAAUGAGCCAGUCACAGUACUGGAAAAGGGAUUCCGUAAAUCAACUGAAUACGAAAAGGCUGGUUUUGAUGGAGGUGUGCCGUUAUCGAACAGUGUUGGUAUCUGUGAUCAAUCUAGGAUCCAAAAAUGUACCGCCAAAUCUAAAGAAAAGGGAAUUGCCAAUCCCUUCCCGUUCAGACACGGUCAGCUGAUCAUUUCCAAAACGUUUGUUGGUAGAGCAGUUUCUGCUAAUACAGGUGAAACGAGGGUGACCAAAGGUAGAUAUCCAUACGCUGACAGCGUGUUUCGCCUCCGCACACACGAAGCUUCCAAGACAGAAAUAGCAAAACCCGUAAAGUCGUGUGACUGCAGUUCACGUCAAUGUGAAUGGUUUGUUUUUGACCACGAGAUGGUAUUACCCGAGUAUGUAGUGGACUUUGAGUACCUCACUAGGCACAAAUCCAAAUCCCCUUACAUCCAUUACAUUGGGGACACUGUUCAUAAGUCAACUUCUUCGGACAGCGGACAGAAUGAAAAUUACGUGGAUGUAGACGUUCUUAAUAUGGAACCCAAGUCUAAACCAAGACCAAGAUUGAUUGGUCUAACAGAAGAGAUCUUACUAAGCCACUGCAAUGUACAGUCUUUGGAACACAUCACUGUGCUAAAUCUCCAUGGUAACGGCCUAAACCGUCUAAAACAUCUGAACUCAAUACCCUUGCUAAAAAAGCUUAUCCUUAGCUUUAAUGAACUUACCAAACUCGACGAUAUUAACCACAUGUCGUUUUUGGAGCAUCUUGAUGUUAGCUUUAACAAGGUUACUACUCUUGAAGGAUUAAAGGGUUGUACCCGCUUAAGAUACUUGGACAUCAGCUGGAAUAAGCUGAAGUUUAUACGUGAAGAACUGGGGAUAAUGAGAAAGCACAUUGCCACCUUGGUGACAUUAGACACACGCAAUAAUCCUUGGCAAAAACCCGAGACAUUACGAACCAGAGCAUUAGGACGCCUAAGAAACCUCGAAGUACUCGACGACAUUCCAGUAACUGAUGAUGAAGUAGCUCUAGCUUUACGAAUGGCAGCUGCUUCUCGCAUCUCUACGUUUGCCAUCCUUGCACACUCUAGAACAGACCAGGUCAAGCCGCGUAGUCUGAGCAUAGUCCCUACAGCACAGACCAUCUUGGCUACCAGUAUCCAGAAACCUGCAAGACCAAUGGAUGAUGAUAACCAAUGGAUGGUUAAGGUGACCACAUUGAACUUAGACAACAUGCGUCUCGGUAAAAUAUCAAAUCUAGAAAAGCUUGUCAACCUAAGAUGGGCUUCUUUCAACGAUAACGACUUGACUAAGAUAGAAGGCUUUGAACACUGUAGCAUGUUAGAAGAGCUCUCCCUGGAAGGCAAUUGUAUAUCAAAGUUUGAAGGGCUCGUCAGGAAUCCCAAAAUUCAGUGGUUGAAUCUCCGUAAUAAUAACCUGGUUAACUUAGACACAGGGAUGCUGGAAAGGUUACCCGAACUGAAGUACCUCUCCAUUGAGAAUAAUCUUAUAACUUCCUUGCGAGGAUUGCAGCAUUUAGUUAAUCUGCAGGAAUUAUACAUUGGAAACAAUGAAAUCGCUAACACAAGGGAAAUAUUUACUCUAAAGACAAUCUCUACUCUCGUGAUUCUCGACUUGUUUGGAAAUCCACUGGUAGAAAACACCAUAAACUAUCGACUCUUUGUUGUUUAUCACCUUACUACAUUGAAGGCUUUGGAUGGUUUGGCUGUGGAACCAUCUGAAGGAGGAGUGGCUAAAGACACUUUCGGUGGAAGAAUGACAACAGACUUCAUAGCUGAGCGAUUAGGACAUUCUAAUUUUGCGGAAUUAAGGGAGCUGGACUUCCCUAGCUGUUCGUUAAGAACUGUGGACCUUGGAUCAGGUGAACAGUUCCUGAACUUAAGAAGCGUCAACCUAGAGCACAAUUCACUAACUUCCUUUGGUGGACUCAUUAACCUGGUGCACUUGAAGCCCACGAUUACCAAACAACGCGAAGUAAGAUUGUCAAUUAUGGAAGAACAAGAGGCGCAAGCAGAACUCUCUGAAAACGAUAAGGUUGAUAAUGGGUCGCCAGAAGACAAUGAACUAGAUGAACCAGAAAUGAAGACUCUUGAGGCGAUAAGUAUACAAGAUGAAGCUUAUUUCAAUAGUUUGAAAACCCAGAAGAGCGACUACACGUUCAAAAUUAUGUGUGUUGGGGAUUACACAGGGUUUGGUAAGAAGGGUGGUUUCGUGGCUGACUACAUUCAUGAACGUCCUUUAAGUUUUUACCACAAACCAACAAUCGGCGUAGACUUUUACAUUCACUUUCUAAAGUGGAAAGACACCGUAAAGAAGAAAGAAUUCAGCGUUAAAUUGCAGUUUUGGGAUGUCGCCGAACACGAGAGGUUUCUGAAUAUGACUGGAAUUUAUUGCCGUAAUUGUGCUGGUGCACUAGUAUUUUGGGGACCUAAAAGCCCCUCUAGAUUAAGUAGCACUUUAAAGUGGAGUCAGAAAAUACAAGAAGCUAACACUGGUGAUCGUCCUAUGGUUCUAAUUGUUGAAAAUAUUCCUACAUCGAGGCGAGGAAAACCAAUAGAAUGGAUCGGUCCUGGAAAAAUGUUCGAAAGUCGCGAAGCUUUAGACCGAUUUUGCGUAAAAAAUGGAUUUCUAGGAUGUUAUAAUGGUAUAUCAAAUAUGGCGACCUUGCAGCUUUCUAGGUUACCAAAUCUAAAGGCUCUCUUCUUGCAAGGAAAUGAAAUUGCUAAAGUAGAGGGCUUACAGGGACUACAAGAACUGCGUGAGCUUGUAUUAGACCGCAAUAAAAUAAAGGGGCUAUCGGAACAUUCAUUUAUUAAUCAAUGGAAUCUUGUUGAACUACACAUGGAAGAAAAUAGGAUUAGGGAUUUAAAUCAUGUUGAAUCGCUACAAAAUUUACAGCGACUGUACGUUGGGAUGAACAGAAUCCAGGACUUCACAGAACUGGAAAAGCUAGAAAGUUUAUCGAAUCUCAUCGAGCUGUCUGUCAUCAACAAUGCAGUCACGCGUCGCCUUCUUCAUCGUCCAAUGUUAGUUUUCAGAAUGCCUAGUUUACUUUGUAUCGACGGUAUCCCUGUGUCGCCUGAAGAAAGAACGAAAGCAGAGAUCUACUUCCUGGAGCAACAGAGUAUGCAAGGCAAUAGUAUGACUAUCGAAUCUGCUCUUCCUGGUAUCGUAAGUGCCCGUCAAAGUCAAGCACCCUUAAGGGUCACUACUAUGCACCUCAGCAACACUGAGAGAAAUUGGAGCGGUAAAACCAGACAGGAUAAUAUUAAUAGCGUAUCAAGUAAUGGUGAUUCACGAGAUUCUAACAAAGGACAGCGCCGCGUGACGAACCAAAAAGGACCCUCAAGUGGGCCAGUGCAAACAACCAAUCCGUAUCCGUCAGCAGAUUCCUACAGCCAUGUCAAUAUUGAUAGGCAACUUCGUUCCCAUAGCAACUCCAAUGUUACUAAUGCACAAUCCUCUUCGCGACAACCAGGCGGUUCCAACUCUAUUUCUUACAUACCUCACGGUUUCACGUACCCCAAUUAUCCGUACACUAAUGAUGGCGAUGCAAGAACAAGAAAGGAGUAAAUGAAAUAGAAUAAACAAAAGAAUGCUCCGAUUACUUCACUUUCUCCCUUUGGGAGUAUCAUAGUGGGAAAUGAGUGGGCUGGCAGUCCACUUCACGACCUUCCCCUACCCUCCCCCGUUUGAGGGCUUACUUUGUCAUGAUGCAUGCAUGGUAAAAAUAAUGAAUCCAGAAGGUUGGCGUAUCGAGGAGACUAUUUGAAGGCCCUGUUCCACCUAUGGGCAUUUUGCAAUGAUGCAUAAAACGCAGUAAAAGUAUAUUCAUAGUGGAAGUUGUAAUAAAUUAUAUUCAUUUGUCUCCCGAUCGAGAGUCUUUGGUAGAAGGACUACGAUGUUUUGACUGUAAACUACUAGUCUUUAACUGAUGAUUGUAUAGACUGGACGGUGUGCCUGUUAUAUGCCGCUCGUCGUAUCAUCUGUGACCAGUGUGAGCAGUAUAAUAUAACAGACACGUCAUUCAGUCUUCACCAUCGCCUCAUGAAGACUAAUAGUUUGCAUGCAUGCAGUCAAACUUCGCGGUCCUUCUAACAAAUGACCCUCGAUCGUGAGAGAAAUAAAUGAGUAUCAUUUAUUAUAAGUCAAGAGGAUGGUUAGUCUUGAAAAGGAAUUUAAGGAGCGUUAUGUUGACUGUUUAAAGAUUCUCCCUUCUUCCAAUUGGUAUCUCACGCUGUUAUGCAAUAUGUCAAAAGACGUGGGCUUAUCGAGAACGACAAUGCACGGGAAUAUCCCUUUGGACCAUUCAAAGACCUAUUCUCCAUAUUCCGGUUUUGCUAAGCCAGUUUUUUUUUUUUUGUCAGAGAUAAUGCAAUCAACUGCAAUUAUAUGAGGUUUCCUCAUCAUGCUAAUUUCUGAUGGGAAAUGAACAUCAAGUCUUUAUAGACUAACGACAUAAUAUACGCUAUCCAAGUUGUAAAUAUUGAAGGUGUGAUGCUAAAUGUAAAGAUUAGCCACUUAAAAAUAAAUGUAUCUGUUAGGAUUUUUACUUUGA
Actinia tenebrosa (Australian red waratah sea anemone) is the source of this 6267-nucleotide messenger RNA. Its product is annotated as leucine-rich repeat-containing protein 9. Gene Ontology annotation, molecular function: protein binding. The record is from RefSeq and is a predicted model, not a curated record. NCBI's taxonomy places the organism in Eukaryota, Metazoa, Cnidaria, Anthozoa, Actiniaria, Actiniidae.